Molecule: messenger RNA, 445 nt
Organism: Meloidogyne enterolobii
Lineage: Eukaryota; Metazoa; Nematoda; Chromadorea; Rhabditida; Meloidogynidae
Source: the annotation of a GenBank genome assembly
AUGAUUGGAAUGAUGAAUAACCACACUGUAGAUAAUCCUGUUGAAUUUUAUGCUGGCAGACGUUCACCACUUUCAACAUCUACAGAUUCUAAUAAUGGAAAUGCUUGCAGCAGUAUUUCAGAAGAAGAACAAAAAUUUCUUCAUUAUUUAGAAAUCCGUUUAGAACCAAUUCCUAAGAAAAAAUUAAGUUAUACAGAAGAUGGUAGACGUUGUUAUGACGGAGAACCAGAAAAAAGUAAUGAAAGUCCUGAAGAGAUGUGGGCACGUCUAAUGCUUAAAUUAAGCUGUAAUAAAGCAAUUGAAGGUAAAUAUUAAUAUGUGUCUCUAAAUAAUACACAAAAAUUAAAAUAUUAAAAAGUGGAUUCAGACUUGACACAAAUGCCCAGGAUCCAGGACCAAAAAUAAAAACCCAAGUAAAGUCCAUAGUACAAAAUUCAAGACUUAG